UCAAUGUCAAAUGAAAUUGGAAAUCUUUUUUAGUUUUUAAUAUUUUCUUGGAAUAAUUUGAAAAUAUACUGAUUUAUAAUGAUUUACACAUUCAUUGCGUAAUGUUUACAUACUAAUAUAAAUUUGUGUACAUCAGGAGAUUGUCUGAACCUGGUUAUUCUGCUGGUUGCACCGGUAGAGGUUAUGAAAUAAGGAUCUCCAGAGACCUAUUGGUUAUGUUUGUAAAAUAGUCUUUGCGGAGGAACUACAAAAAUUACGUAAACAAUGUCAAGAAUACUGCACAAUCGUUUGAGAUCGAAAUCAACAUCAUGGGCUUGUGUAGACAAACGAGCUGUAGCAUUCUCUGUAUGGACAGGCCGCAGCAUGCUACUGCAGAGACCGAUCGACACAAGUCAUAUACACAGACGGAGAUAUGGCAUGCUUGUCGCACGAGCUGUGCGGGGCAUGCUGAAAAUCAGAUACUUGUUACUGGGAGGGGCCGUUGGAGGAGGCAUGACUUUGAAUAAGAAAUAUGCAGAAUGGAAAGAUGGCCUGCCAGAUAUGGGCUGGCUGAAUGACUUACUCCCUGAUAAUGAACAAUGGGAUAGAUUUACCACUACACUCAUUAGUGCUAAGGACAAAAUUGGAGAUCAAUUUCAAAUUGGCUCGAGACUGAUGCUGCUGGUGCCCGCAGAUCCUCGUCUGCGAGAAGCUGGCGCGAUUCGAGCGGCCGAGCUCCGGGAAUGGCUCGCGCAGCGCUACGAGGACGCCGUGGCUGCAGCCGCAGCUAACAGCGCCGUCGAAUCAUCACCAAAGAUUGUGAACAACUUACAGAGCAAGCCGCAGCCGACGCCUAGUCGUUCAUCAAGCGAGGAUGCCAGCACAUAUGAGAAACGUGUACACGCUUUACAAGAAGAAGUGUUGUCCUUACAAGCUCGCUACCAGAGGGAGUUGCAGCGUCUCGAGCAGGAGAACAGAGAGCUGAGACAGCAGAAUAUGCUGCUGAGACAGGGUCGUCAACCUUCGGCAAGGAAAAUGAAGCGGUCGCUGAUCGACAUGUACUCGUCGGUGCUGGACGAGCUGUCGGGGUGGGAGGCGGGCGACGCCGACCGCCUGCCGCGCGUGGUGGUGGUGGGCGACCAGUCCGCCGGGAAGACCUCCGUGCUGGAGAUGAUCGCGCAGGCGCGCAUCUUCCCGCGCGGCGCCGGAGAGAUGUGCACCAGGGCUCCGGUCAAGGUGACGCUAUCGGAGGGUCCGUACCACGUGGCACAGUUCAGGGACUCCGCCCGGGAGUUUGACCUCAACAAGGAGUCGGAUCUCGCGGAUCUGCGCAAGGAGGUGGAAAUGCGCAUGCGCAGCAGCGUGCGCGGUGGACGCACGGUGUCGGCGGAUGUGAUCUCGAUGUCCGUCAAGGGCCCCGGCCUGCACCGCAUGGUGCUCGUCGACCUGCCCGGCGUCAUCUCCACACAAACUGUGGAUAUGGCGAGCGACACGCGCGACUCUAUCAAGCAGAUGAGCAGGCAGUACAUGGAGAAUCCGAAUGCCAUUAUUCUAUGUAUACAGGAUGGUUCAGUGGACGCAGAACGCAGCAACGUGACCGAUCUGGUGUCCUCGUGCGACCCUCAGGGUAAGAGGACCAUCUUCGUGCUGACGAAGGUCGACCUCGCUGAAGAGAAUCUCGCCAACCCAAACAGGAUUCGCCGAAUCCUAGAAGGCAAGCUGUUCCCCAUGAAGGCCCUGGGUUACUACGCGGUGGUGACUGGCCGAAGUCGAAAGGACGACUCCAUACAGAGCAUUCGAGAAUACGAGGAGAGGUUCUUCCGAUCCUCAAAGCUGUUCAAAGACGGGCUGGUGACCCCAUCGCAGGUGACCACACGCAACCUAUCGCUGGCGGUGGCGGACUGCUUCUGGCGGAUGGUAAGAGCCUCUGUGGAGCAGCAGGCAGACUCCUUCAAGGCCAUGAGGUUUAACCUGGAGACAGAGUGGAAGAACACCUUCCCAAGACAGCGCGAGCUGGACCGCGACGAGCUGUUCGAGCGCGCGCGCGCGCGCUGUGCGGACCGGUCGGCCGAGCUGUCGGCCCUCCCGCCCGCCGCCUGGCAGCUGCGGCUGCAGCGCGCGCUGUGGGCCGCCGCCGCCGACCGGGUCCUCCACGCCGUGUACCUGCCGGCCGCCGCCGCCGCCCACCACCACGUCGAGAAAUUCAACACAUCCGUGGACAUAAAACUACGCGAGUGGGCCGAGGGUGAGCUGCCGCUGCAGUCCAUCAUGGCCGGCAGGGAAGCCCUCAAGGUGGAGUUCACAGAGCUGAUGGCCAGCACCACAGACUCGGACCCCAUCUACGAGCCCGUCAAGAGGGAAGCGGUCGAGGAGGCGCUGCGGAGGCAUCAGUGGGAAGAAAGAGCACAAGAUGUGCUGCGCGUGCUGCAGCUGAACGCGCUGCAGGACCGGUGCGUGGGCUCGCGGGCCGACUGGGACGACGCCGUCGCACUCAUGGACUCCGCGCUGCGGGACCGGCUCGCGGACACGGACAAACAGCUCAACCAACUCACUGGUCCAGGGUUCAAGGAGCGCUGGCUGUACUGGCGCUCCAGCUCGGAGGAGCAGGUCCGGCACGGGGAGGUCCGCCGCGAGCUGGAGAGGCUCGGCUGCGACCGCCCCGCACUCACCUACGACCAGGUCGCGGCCGUCAGGGACAACCUCCGCAGGAAGGGCAUCGAGGUCGACAACGACCUCGUGCGGGACAUAUGGAAGCCGGUGUACUUGAAAAAUUUCCUUCAGCAAGCACAGACGAGAGCACGUGAUUGCAAGAAGAGUUUCUAUUUGUACAGUCAACAGAAUGGAGAGGAAAAAGAGUGUUGCGAAGUUGUGAUGUUCUGGAGAGUACAGCAGACCCUGAGGACCACAGCGGCUGCGCUACGGCAGCAGAUCGGCAACAGGGAGGCUGCAAGGCUAGAUAGAGAACUCAGGGAGGUCUUAGACGAGAUGGCAUCCGACCCGGAAAUUAAAAAGAAAUUAUUAUCUGGAAGACGAGUUGAACUCGCCGAGGAAUUAAAACGAGUACGACAAGUGCAAGAGAAGCUGGAGGAGUUUAUAGAUGCACUCAACAAAGAGAAAUAGUUUUAUUGUAUAUUGUAGUGUAACAAGAGUCAAACGAGUUCCGUACGUGAGGUAUAAUGUCAACUAUAUUUUAUUUUUAUUUAUUGAAUAACUGUAUCCGCGACUUCGCUUGAUCUUUACCAACUAUAAAAAAAAAAAAAUCUAGUCCAAAAAUCUAAAGAAAAAUUUUUCAUCGCACUACUUUCAAAAAUUACAAAUUUAUUUAUAGAAACUUUCAUCCCCUAUUUUGUUUAUGAAGGUAUUUACCUCUGUUGACUUUUUUUUAAUGGAUGAUAAUGGUAUGGUUCUCAUCCUGCGCUAACGGAUUACGCUGGCGGGGCACCAGUAAAGGAUGAUAAGAUGAGCAUGAGGUCAGGUCAGUUAG
Molecule: messenger RNA, 3463 nt
Organism: Achroia grisella
Lineage: Eukaryota; Metazoa; Arthropoda; Insecta; Lepidoptera; Pyralidae
Gene: Opa1
Product: dynamin-like 120 kDa protein, mitochondrial
Exons: 22
Coding region: 265-3099 (944 amino acids)
Biological process (GO): mitochondrial fusion
Cellular component (GO): cytoplasm; microtubule; mitochondrial membrane
Molecular function (GO): microtubule binding; GTP binding; GTPase activity
Source: RefSeq, a predicted model, not a curated record